Messenger RNA from Acytostelium subglobosum LB1, 1908 nucleotides. RefSeq lists its product as hypothetical. The record is from RefSeq and is a predicted model, not a curated record. Gene Ontology annotation, biological process: maintenance of protein localization in endoplasmic reticulum. The transcript is spliced from 3 exons. Lineage: Eukaryota; Evosea; Eumycetozoa; Acytosteliales; Acytosteliaceae. Gene Ontology annotation, cellular component: endoplasmic reticulum membrane. The annotation marks the transcript as partial.
AUGCAAGUGAAUGAGAUGGAUGAGUCACCUGCAUCCAACAACUCGAGUUUGGACUCGUCACCUUUGACAGAGGUAGUAUACUCUAAUCACAAUCCACCAAAGACUCUACUUCACAUACCCUACGCCCUAUCUGAAUCAAUGACCCAGUUGAUAUCCGAGUCAACGAUGGUACCAAACAAUGACAACAACAACAACAACAACAGCAACAGUAGUAGUGGCAACAGUAGUAAUUGCAACAACAAAAGAAAUAACAAUGGCAAGAACAGAGGCAGUGUGAGCGAUAGUAUCAUCGGAAGAACAAAGGAUCAUCAACAUGUAUCGCCAAUGUCUUUGACUCAUUCAUUGUCUGACAAUAUCAACAACAAUCACAAGGACGCUUCACCAAACACAUCAUCAACAUCACCAUCAACUUCAUCAUCAUCUACAACAUCAACAUGUACAGAGGAAGGUAUACAUAGCCUUGAGGCAUCGCCAAUGAAGGAAAGCGAGAAGGAUCAUCAAAUAGUACCAAACAAUGAACAGUUCUCUUUGGAUCAUAUGAAUCAUGUCCUACCAUCUAUAUCACCUCUAGUCUACUCUCCCCGACUCUCAUCCGAUCUACUCAAGACCAUCUCUGCAUCAUCGCCCUGCGUCAACACUGGCGCCAACACAACAGUCAACGAUGAAGAGCUCGAACAGAUAAGCAUCAACAACAUCAAUAUCAUCAACAACAUCAACAACAAUAACAAUAACAGCAAUAUAGAGAACACUGUUAGUGCUAGUGGGAGCAGUAGUAGUAGAGCAGAGACACCCAAGUUGAGGAACAGAUACCGACUGACACCAACACAGGUAUAUGAUACAUUCCGAUUCUUUAUCUGGUGCAUAUCAUUGGCAUUCCUCAACGUCAUUGACUCAUCGAUGGUCUAUCAUCACAUUCGUGGACAGGCCGUCAUCAAACUGUACAUCAUAUUCAAUGUGCUCGAAGUGUUGGACAAGCUAUGCUGCUCAUUUGGUCAAGACAUCUUUGACUCACUGUAUUGGAUGUCGGUCAGUUUGACGAGUCCGCUACCCGCCGCACCAUCAUCGACCACAGGUGGCACGCCCGCCAAGAUUGCAAAGAUUACACCAUUUGGAAAGGUGAUGCCUGAUCGAAGGAUGCUGGCACCCUUCACUCACACUCUGGUGUGCACUGGCUAUGUGUGCGUACACUCACUUGUCCUAUUCACACAAGUGAUCACACUCAAUGUCGCCAUCAACUCUUACAACAACUCAUUGCUCACCUUAAUAAUGUCCAACAACUUUGUCGAGCUCAAAGGAUCAGUCUUCAAGAGAUUCGAGAAGGAGAACCUGUUCCAGAUAUCGUGUAGCGAUAUUGUGGAACGAUUCCAGAUAUUCAUUUACUUGGCGAUCAUAUUCUUCCAGAACUUGAGCGACUUGAGUUGGGACUUGAAUGAGGACUUUGUUCUAAAUAUGAUGGUGGUUGUGGCCUCGGUGUGGGGCGCAGAGAUGUUGGUCGAUGCCAUCAAACAUGCGUUCAUCACCAAGUUCAACAAGAUCCCGCCAAACAUAUAUAGCAAGUUCUUUAACAUUCUGAUGGAGACGAUACUUGACUCAAGAAGUCGAUCAUUCACCGAGAGCUCUUGGGGCAUUACUAGCAUCGUUGGAUUCAUCCCAUUCCCGCUGGCAACUGUGAUUGUGCGAAUAUUCAGUCGACUCAUCCCAGUGUCUGGAGUAUCCGUCUUGUUUGGCGGCGUGCUACUGGUACUCAUAUACCUAUGCCUCGUAUGUCUCAAGAUCCUGAUCAAGUUGAUCAUCCUAAGUGAGUGUCUACGCUAUCAAAACAGUCGGAAGGCUAGUGCAGUCGCGCCCGUCUCCACAUCCACAGUCACGCCCUCACCAUCCAUCACUGGAAUUGUCAAGAAGAUCAAU